CCCGAAUCCCAAGCGUCGCCAUUUUGUAAGCUCGGCAGUCGCUACAGAAGCACCGAGUGAGAAGAAAUCCCCUCAUUAAUCAGGCCAGAUUCCCGAGAAAACAAAACCACAAGACUACCCGUUGUCGUCCGAAAGGAAAGGGAAUCUUAUCGUAUGUCCGCUAUCCAGAACCUCCAAACUUUUGACCCCUUUGCUGAUGCAACUAAGGGUGAUGAUCGGCUCCCAGCUGGGACUGAGGACUACAUCCACAUAAGAAUUCAACAGAGGAACGGGCGGAAGACUCUGACCACGGUUCAGGGCAUAGCCGACGACUAUGAUAAAAAGAAGCUAGUCAAGGCCUUCAAGAAGAAAUUUGCCUGCAAUGGGACUGUGAUUGAGCACCCUGAGUAUGGUGAAGUAAUUCAGCUGCAAGGUGAUCAGCGCAAGAACAUUUGCCAGUUUCUCACUGAUAUUGAACUGGCCAAAGAGGAGCAACUCAAAGUCCACGGGUUCUAGAGGCUGAUGUGAACGGACCCCUCCCCGAAUCUUAACCUAACCUCCCCUGUUGUUGUGCUGCUGUUUCCCCCAGCAGACCCCCCCCCCCCCCACUCCACCCUUCUCAAAGGAAAAAAGCAGAAAAUGAUUACCUCUGAUUUGAGACUUUUUAGUAUGGCACCCUUAUUAAAACGACCUGUCCUGUUCAAGCAUGGACACACGACAAGGCAAAUUGUGGGAUAAAUGAUUUCUGUUUCUUGUCCCCUCCUUUAGCCAUUUUUUUUAGUUAAUCUUGUGCUGCUCUGAAGCACAAAUUCCAUGUAAUUUUUUUUUUUCUCUCUUUGUUUUGUACAAGGUGUUUCAAUAAAACCUUCAGAUGCCAUGUUUUGCACAAUCCUUAAGUUGACGGGUGGGAUGUGGGUGGGGCAGUUUAUGUAUUGAUUUCUUGGUUCAUAUUUACAUAGUACCAUAAAGCAUCUGCAAUUUUAGUUCUGAUGUGGGCCAGCCUGCUUCAGGGUUGCAUUGGAGUGCCGCCUGUGCACAAAGCACAGCCACCCCAUCGUGUCUCAUUAUGCUGGUCUUAACUGCCUUUUUUACCUUCGUCUUUCACAAUAUGCAUAAUUUAAAUUUUCUAAACUUGUAAAACCGUAUUUUGGUUUUGGUCUGGAAUAAACAAUUCCCAUACUUCCAA
Messenger RNA from Carassius gibelio (silver crucian carp), 1165 nucleotides. Its product is annotated as eukaryotic translation initiation factor 1b-like. Gene Ontology annotation, molecular function: ribosomal small subunit binding; translation initiation factor activity; RNA binding. NCBI's taxonomy places the organism in Eukaryota, Metazoa, Chordata, Actinopteri, Cypriniformes, Cyprinidae. Gene Ontology annotation, biological process: translational initiation. The record is from RefSeq and is a predicted model, not a curated record. Gene Ontology annotation, cellular component: eukaryotic 43S preinitiation complex. Bases 154 to 495 code for a protein of 113 amino acids. The transcript is spliced from 4 exons.